UUCUUCCAUGAUACUGAAGACAUUUCCAAGCAUGUCAGAUUCGUUUCCAGGAUUGCUACGGACCAUUGGAGCAUGUGUAGCAGCUCUCACAUCUAUCGUGACUGGAAGAUUCUUGGAUAGGUUCGGUUACUACAAGGAGUCGUGUGUUGUAUCAUUCGUUGCGAUAGUUCUGUGCUCACUUGGAAUAUUUCUAGGACAUCACUUCAAAAACAUUAUUGCUAUCGGAAUGUUAUAUCCUUCAAUAAUGUCUGUUAGAUUACCGACAGGUGUAAUCAUACCUGAAUUGCUGCUUGAAGCUACAUAUCCUGUCAAUAAUCUAAUAAUGUUGACGCUAUACAACAUAACUCUCAAUGUAGCGGUAGUAUCGUUCGUUUCUCUUGAACGAUUUAUAUUGGAAGUUUACGAUGAAGCAAUGGCGGCAUUGGUACCCCUGAUAGCUAAUAUCUUGGCCUUAUUUCUACUUUUACUCGCAAAUCCGAAGUACAAACGCAGUGCAAUGGAUGAAAGAAAGAAAUCAAACUCUGCAUCUCAGACAGAUGAAUAAAAGGCAGUCGAUCAUGAUGAUAUCUUGAUCUAAGUUGUCCGUGUGA
Messenger RNA from Styela clava, 590 nucleotides. Lineage: Eukaryota; Metazoa; Chordata; Ascidiacea; Stolidobranchia; Styelidae. The record is from RefSeq and is a predicted model, not a curated record.